Staurois parvus is the source of this 289-nucleotide messenger RNA. The record is from the annotation of a GenBank genome assembly. Lineage: Eukaryota; Metazoa; Chordata; Amphibia; Anura; Ranidae.
AUCUAGCCUUCUUGGGACAUACUCCGAUGAGUUUGGAAAACUGGAUUUCAAUAGAUCUCAGCACGGCUCAGGAAUGAGUAAUCGAUCUCAAGCAAAGAAAUUUGUUUCUGCUCUUAACAGAAUUGCAGAACAGACUUACAAUAACCUGUUUGAUUAUCAACAGCUUCGGCAGAUUGCCAAGGAAUUGCAGAUCCAGGUUUCUGACUUUGAAGGUUUUGUGAACUCACUGAACGAUCAAGGCUACCUUUUAAAAAAAGGACCCAAAGUUUAUCAGCUUCAGACUAUGUAA